Humulus lupulus (European hop) is the source of this 690-nucleotide messenger RNA. RefSeq lists its product as uncharacterized. The coding region runs from base 1 to 690 and encodes 229 amino acids. The record is from RefSeq and is a predicted model, not a curated record. Gene Ontology annotation, molecular function: nucleic acid binding. The transcript has a single exon. Gene Ontology annotation, biological process: DNA integration. NCBI's taxonomy places the organism in Eukaryota, Viridiplantae, Streptophyta, Magnoliopsida, Rosales, Cannabaceae.
AUGCCCCUCAAUGUGAUUUUGGAAGUUGAGCUUUUUGAUGUUUGGGGCAUUGACUUCAUGGGUCCAUUUCCACCAUCUUACAAUAAUGAGUAUAUCCUGUUAGCAGUUGAUUAUGUGUCAAAAUGGGUGGAAGCUGCUACUACGAAGACCAAUGACGGUAAAAUUGUGUUGAACAUUCUACAUAAACAUAUUUUCACUCGCUUUGGUACACCCGGAGCUCUUAUUAGCGAUGAAGGGAGUCAUUUUGUCAACAAACAACUUGAUGCACUUCUAGCUCGCUAUGGUGUAUACCACCGCACUGCAUUGCCAUAUCAUCCCCAAUUAAAUGGCCAAGCUGAAAUUUCAAACAGGGAGGUGAAAAGUAUCCUUGAGAAGACUGUGGAUAGUUCAAGGAAAAACUGGUCAAAGAAGUUGGAUAAAAAUUGGUCAAAGAAGUUGGAUGAUGCCCUAUGGGCUUACAGAACCGCAUUUAAAACACUGAUAGGUAUUUCUCCAUAUCGCUUAGUUUUUGGAAAAGUUUGUCAUCUUCCAGUUGAGUUAGAGCACAGGGCAUAUUGGGCAAUGAAAAAGUUAAACUUUGAUUGGAAUGCUGCUAGUGAGAAUAGAAUUUUGCAACUGAAUGAGCUUGAUGAAUUUCAUAAUGAGGCAUACGAAAAUGCAAAAAUCUAUAAGGAGCGCACCAAAGCUUAG